GGUGUAUAUAAUCUAAUUGGAAUUUGACUGUUUACAUUUUGGAACGAAAAUUUCGUCAAAAGAUUGGAAAUCUUGGAUUUUUCGUAGCAUAUCGGAUUAACACAUGUUAUAUUCUGGUUAACAUUGAUUUAUCUUGAGUAAUCAUCACUGGAAAGAAAAAUGGUGGAUUCUUCGGAACAUUUAUUGGCAUUAAAAGUUAUGCGUCUGACCAGGCCAACCUUGGUGAGCUCUCAGAUUGUCACAGCCGAGGGUAAGGACUUACCACAAAACACCUUUGACAAGAUCCUCCGUGCAGCAGCGACGACAGUCGAGGGAAGCGAAACGUUGACCGCGGGACAGUUUAUGCUGCUGCCUCAGAGCUUCGGGAACAUUUAUCUAGGGGAAACGUUUUCCAGCUACGUGUGUGUCCACAACUGUCGUUCACAUCCCGUGACAAGUGUAUCGGUCAAAGCCGACCUCCAGUCCAACAACAGUCGGAUCAGCUUGCCAAUCCACGCGGACAAGCAGAGUCCGACAACGCUGGAACCGGACCAAACGCUAGACGAUGUAAUUCAUCAUGAGGUUAAAGAAAUAGGCACGCAUAUAUUGGUUUGCGAAGUUUCGUACAUGAGUCCAGCAGGUCUGGAAACUUCGUUUAGAAAAUUUUUCAAAUUUCAAGUGGUCAAACCGUUGGACGUGAAAACUAAAUUUUACAACGCCGAAACCGAUGAAGUGUACCUGGAGGCCCAAAUUCAAAACAUCACCGUUGGACCUAUUUGUCUGGAAAAGGUGGAACUGGAAAGUUCGGAACAGUAUACAGUGGUGUCGUUGAAUAAUCUACCCUCGGGAGAGUCUGUUUUCUCGCAGCGGAACAUGCUGCAGCCGCAAAAUAGCUGUCAAUUUCUGUACUGCAUCAAACCGAUCGAGGCCAUCUUAAACGACCCGAAGGCACUGAAAGCUGCCAACAAUAUUGGAAAGUUGGACAUCGUCUGGCGGUCUAAUUUGGGGGAACGUGGUCGGUUGCAAACCAGUCAGUUACAAAGAAGCCCCAUUGAGUAUGGCGACUUGAGACUGACAGUGAUUGCAGCGAAGAGCACUGUUAAAAUUGGAGAGGGAUUUGAUUUUAAAUGCCGUGUUACGAACACAAGCGAGCGUUCCAUGGACUUGGUGAUGAACCUGAAUACUAAAGCUAACGUUGGUUGCGGUUAUACAGGCCAAACCGAAAUUUCAUUAGGACCAGUAGAACCUGGAAAAUAUAAAGAUUUUGAUCUUACCGUUUGCCCUGUCCGUUUGGGCUUAAUUACCAUAAGCAGCUUGCAAUUGACCGAUGUGUUUAUGAAGCGAAAGUACGAAUUUGAUGAUUUUGUGCAAGUUUUUGUAGUUGACGAAGAUUACGAAGAGAAUGAUUUCCAGUUGGACAAAUAUGUUCGGUAUAAUAUUCCACAAACAGCUUAAGUUAAAUUCUGGAUUUAUUGGAGAUUCAUUACAAUAAAACGUUAAAAUAAAACAUACCAAAAAGGCCAAAAA
This is a messenger RNA of Uranotaenia lowii, 1506 nucleotides long. RefSeq names its product probable trafficking protein particle complex subunit 13 homolog. Lineage: Eukaryota; Metazoa; Arthropoda; Insecta; Diptera; Culicidae. Gene Ontology annotation, cellular component: TRAPPIII protein complex. The transcript has 4 exons. The record is from RefSeq and is a predicted model, not a curated record. The coding region runs from base 160 to 1434 and encodes 424 amino acids.